CUCAGCAAGUAUAGGGAUGGGCAUUGAUGUAUGAUGAUUCCCUUUUUUGGGUGUUAUUUUUUGUUUACACUCCAGUUUCAUGCCCGGUACAUUGAGGUUUUUGGGUUGAUUCUGGAGACGUGAUGAAUAGCAUCAAUCCAAAUAUCCUGGAGUGGCAGCAGCGAUAUACUUACCUGGUCCCCAGCGUCUUGUGACUCCAUUCAACUGAGUUCUGCAGCUGGGCUGGAUACAGAGUCUUCCAACGAAAAGGACACAUUGGACUCCACUGCGGAAGGUGAAGCCAUGGACACUCAGCCUGGUUCCGUGGAUGAGGAUAAUGGACGCCAGCUAGGCGAUAUAGAACUGCAGUGUAGCCUUUGUUUGAAAUGGUUUGGAGCAGAAACAUUUGGGAUAGAUACCACGUCCUGUCUUCCAUUUAUGACUAACUACAGCUUCCAUUGUAAUAUGUGUCAUCACAGCGGAAACACCUACUUUCUGAGAAAGCAAGCAAAUUUAAAGGAAAUGUGUCUCACUGCUUUAGCAAAUCUGACAUGGCAUUCUCGAAACCAGGAGGAGCAUCCAAAGACCAUGUUUUCCAAAGACAAGGAUAUAAUUCCAUUUAUUGAUAAAUACUGGGAGAGUCUGACUACACGGCAAAGACCAGGGAAAAUGUCCUGGCCAAACAGUAUAGUGAAGACUAUGAGCAAAGAGCGGGAUGUGUUUUUAGUGAAAGAGCACCCUGACCCAGGCAGCAAGGAUCCCGAGGAGGACUAUCCAAAAUUUGGCCUCCUUGACCAGGAUUUGGGAAAUAUUGGUCCAGCCUAUGACCAGAAGCAGAGCAGUGCUUUGUCCGCUGGAAGUACUUUAAAUGGGUCAGCGGCAGCCAGUUCUGCCAAAGGUAGAGGAGCCAAGCGCAAGCAACAAGAUGGAGGAUCCACCAGCACUGCCAAAAGAACCCGCAGUGACCCGCUGUUUGCAGCACAGCGCCUUCCUCCUCAUGGUUAUCCACUAGAGCAUCCAUUCAACAAGGAUGGGUAUAGAUACAUCCUGGCAGAACCUGAUCCACAUGCACCUGACCCUGAGAAACUGGAACUGGACUGCUGGGCUGGAAAACCAAUCCCGGGUGACCUGUACAGAGCUUGCCUAUAUGAGCGGGUGCUGCUCGCCCUCCACGACCGCGCUCCUCAGCUAAAGAUCUCUGACGACCGUCUGACUGUUUUGGGAGAGAAGGGAUAUUCCAUGGUGAGGGCAUCCCACGGUGUGAGGAAAGGAGCCUGGUACUUUGAGAUAUUUAUUGAUGAAAUGCCCCCCGAUACAGCUGCCAGGCUGGGCUGGUCUCAAGCUUUAGGUAAUCUCCAGGCCCCACUGGGUUAUGACAAGUUCAGUUACUCAUGGCGGAGCAAGAAGGGGACCAAAUUCCACCAGUCCAUUGGUAAACACUAUUCCGAAUCCUAUGGGCAGGGUGAUACGCUGGGGUUUUACAUCAGCUUGCCGGAUGAAACAGAGACUGCACAGGCGCUGCCAGACACGUACAAAGAUAAGGCUUUGAUCAAAUUUAAGAGUUACCUGUACUUCGAAGAAAAAGAUUUUGUAGAUAAAGCUGAAAAGAAUUUGAAGCAAACCCCCAGCAGCGAGAUUAUAUUCUAUAAGAAUGGAGUCAGCCAAGGAGUGGCCUAUAAAGAUGUAUUUGAAGGUGUAUAUUACCCUGCAAUAUCGCUGUACAAGUGCUGCACUGUUUCUGUAAAUUUUGGACCCCAAUUCAGAUACCCGCCAAAGGAUGUGUCUUUCCGUCCGAUGAGUGACAUGGCAUGGAAAGCAGUUGUGGAGCACACAUUAGCAGAUGCUCUCUAUCAUGUGGAAACAGAGGUUGAUGGCAGAAAGAGUCCUCCGUGGGAACCAUAACCCUUUUGAUUGUACAAAAACAAAAUCUAUGUAUUACUUUGUUAUUAUCUUGUCCUCCAUUUCCCCCCCACUCCCAUUAGAUCACUGAAGUGACCAACUGGUCGCAGCACACGAGCGGAGGCUGAUGGGUCUUCUGUACCAGCCCGUUCCACCUUGUGGGCACUCUGAUCUUGUGGGAGUGACAGAAGCUGUCCUAUUUCUCAGGGUUCCACUGUAUGCAGAGGCUUAAGAAUAAUCCUGCUUUGCCUCCUUAUUUCCUGAGCUCGGGCAGUGCUGUCACUAACCACCAAAGUGUAUUCAUUGAACAAAGCAACCCUUUUAUAUGUAGAUCUUUUCCCCUCCAUGGCCAGUACAUAUAUGGAAUGAAGAAAACAUACCUCAAUCCCAUACUUGCAUCCGUACAACAUGGACUCGUGCUAUCCUGAGAACGGCCCUAUUGCUCAAUUUUAAUGUUUUGAAAAUGGCACAUUGGCAGUGGAUGGGCAUGUGUAUACUUUCUUGUGACAGUCACACAGUCCCAUUACAUGAGGGGCAGUGUUCUUUUAGGACUGCUCUCUCCAGGAUGCAUUCCAGUUACAAAGUGUUGGGUGCUAAUGGGAUCUUAGAGGUGUUGACGGUUCAGUAAGUAAAUCCCUUUAUGAUAACAUUUUGCCUCAGGCCGGUGUGAUUGCUGUGAAUGCCUUACUGUUAUCUGCAUCCCAGAUACUCCAUUGUCUAAGCAAACUCUACCCCAGAUGAAGGUCUGCAAAGUACCGUACCUAAACGCACAAAGUCUUCGAUACGUCCUGGGAGGCUCUCUAUGCCGCUGAAUCUGGUGUUCAUUCAGAUGUAAGGAAAAUAUUUGUUUUAAAUAAAAAUAAAAAAUAUUAUUUA
Pseudophryne corroboree (corroboree frog) is the source of this 2754-nucleotide messenger RNA. RefSeq names its product ASH2 like, histone lysine methyltransferase complex subunit (gene ASH2L). Gene Ontology annotation, molecular function: protein binding; transcription cis-regulatory region binding. Lineage: Eukaryota; Metazoa; Chordata; Amphibia; Anura; Myobatrachidae. Bases 283 to 1881 code for a protein of 532 amino acids. The record is from RefSeq and is a predicted model, not a curated record. The transcript is spliced from 16 exons. Gene Ontology annotation, cellular component: Set1C/COMPASS complex.